Molecule: messenger RNA, 1497 nt
Organism: Gallus gallus (chicken)
Lineage: Eukaryota; Metazoa; Chordata; Aves; Galliformes; Phasianidae
Gene: ADORA1
Product: adenosine A1 receptor
Exons: 3
Coding region: 229-1203 (324 amino acids)
Biological process (GO): G protein-coupled adenosine receptor signaling pathway
Cellular component (GO): dendrite; synapse; membrane
Molecular function (GO): G protein-coupled adenosine receptor activity
Source: RefSeq, marked provisional
GUGAUGCUCCGUCCUCAACUGAGAGCUGCCUGCGGGAGCAGCGCGGUGCCGGGCACCGGGGCCGAGCGGAGCUCUCCCGCAGCCGUCCCGCAGCCGUCCCGCAGCCGUCCCGCAGCAUGCCCCCCGCUCUGCCCGCCGGCUGAACGCUUCAGACUCGGGGACACCGCCAGCACAGCCUCCUGGAGCCGGACAAGGUAACCGAGGGAGCGCAGAGGGGAGCGCAGCACCAUGGCACAGUCCGUGACGGCUUUCCAGGCUGCCUACAUCUCCAUCGAAGUGCUGAUCGCUUUGGUGUCGGUGCCGGGGAAUAUCCUGGUCAUCUGGGCUGUGAAGAUGAACCAGGCGCUGCGGGAUGCCACUUUCUGUUUCAUCGUCUCGCUGGCGGUGGCCGACGUGGCUGUGGGGGCUCUGGUCAUCCCUUUGGCCAUCAUCAUCAAUAUCGGACCGCAGACGGAGUUCUACAGCUGCCUCAUGAUGGCGUGCCCCGUCCUCAUCCUCACCGAGAGCUCCAUCCUGGCUCUCCUGGCCAUCGCUGUGGAUCGGUACCUGCGAGUGAAGAUCCCGGUCAGGUAUAAGAGCGUGGUGACACCCCGGCGAGCAGCAGUGGCCAUCGCCUGCUGUUGGAUCGUCUCCUUUCUGGUGGGACUCACCCCAAUGUUCGGUUGGAAUAACCUGAACAAGGUGCUGGGGACUCGGGAUCUGAAUGUCAGCCACUCGGAGUUUGUCAUCAAGUGCCAAUUCGAGACGGUCAUCAGCAUGGAGUACAUGGUGUACUUCAACUUCUUCGUCUGGGUCCUGCCGCCCCUGCUGCUGAUGCUGCUCAUCUACCUGGAAGUCUUCAACCUCAUCCGCACGCAGCUCAACAAGAAGGUCUCCUCCAGCUCCAACGACCCCCAGAAGUAUUACGGGAAGGAGCUGAAGAUCGCCAAGUCCCUCGCGCUGGUUCUCUUCCUCUUUGCGCUCAGCUGGCUCCCUCUGCACAUCCUCAACUGCAUCACUUUGUUCUGCCCAUCCUGCAAGACACCGCACAUCCUCACCUACAUCGCCAUCUUCCUCACCCAUGGCAACUCGGCCAUGAACCCCAUUGUCUACGCCUUCAGGAUCAAGAAGUUCCGGACAGCCUUCCUGCAGAUCUGGAACCAGUAUUUCUGCUGCAAAACCAACAAAAGCAGCAGCAGCACCACAGCUGAGACGGUCAACUAAGAGCUGAGGGGUCACCGCUGCCAGGGAAGGGGGGAUGAGGACCCAGGAGGGCUGAGUUUGCCAUUCCCCAUGCAAUCUGAACAGCCCAGCCCCUGAGCUGCCCCAGGGGGUUAUUUAUUCACUGUUUUGAUAUUGUAGCCUGCACUGUUCCUUUCUUUUUUAUUACUAUUAUUAUUAUUAUUUGUUGUUGUUUUAUUAUUUUUAUUUUUAAGUGCUGCCAAGUAUUUAAGGAGAUGUUGUACAGAUAAAGAUGUGGUUUAUCUUAAUGCAAAUAAAGUAAAAUGGUCAUAAACA